AUGCUGGUUGAUCAAGCCACACAGGUUGCAGACGACUCCUUCAACCCAAUGUCAACUUCUCCGCCUGGUACACAGCAGACAGACAACAAGCCGGUGGUGAACGAUACCGUUGCUAAACCUUCGCCUACUGUUACUGGUGGAACGCAAACGGAUAGCCAUGAUGAAAUACGUCAUGCAUCACCACCGCCAAUCCUUGGUAGGAGGCCUUCGACAGUCCUAGAACUGCAGGAAGAAGCCGAGGAUGACCAGCCUAUCAAACAACAUGUAAUCCAUGAAAGCGUAGAUUUCACCAAGCAGCGUCCGAUGGAAACUAUCAAAUUGAAGGAACCACCGCCUGUUCAACAUGUCAAACCCAGGGAAAAACCACAACAGCAACAACAACAACAAUCACAGCCCCAGGACUCUUCUGCGCUACCUACCCCAAAUGUCUUCCACAUCAGGCCUUCUUCCAUCAGUCCAAACAGGCUCACACGCUUCUCCGAGCAUCUGGAAAUACCAGACUCGGAGAAAAGCCUACACAAUCCUCCACCAAGAUCACUUUCACCAGCUAAACCUGCCCUGAAAUCGACCCCCAGCCCUUCCCUGGGAGCUCGUCCCGAAAGACUAACCUAUCAACCGGGCCAACCAGGCAGUGAGACUUCCGAGGGGACCUCCCUGGUCUCUGACGAUGGCUCAAGGGCGGGUUCGAAAAAGAGACAUCCCAAAGUCAGCUUUGAGGACGAGACCGAAGUCAUCGGCCAUGGCAUCAGUCCUCCUACUUCUCCAGAGUCUCUAACAUCUCAAAGUCCCCGGGCACAUACACCUCGGUCGUGGAGCGACAGUGUCAUUCGGUCCAAAUUCGGCGACGAUGAUUCGAACGACUUUGAGCAGUUCUUCACUCCACGCCCUGCCCUACCGUCAUUUGGCAGCAUUCGGGGUCGCAAGCCAUCAAGAUCAAAGGACAUUGAGGAUGACUCGAAUCCAGCAUUGGAAAUAUCAUCUUCCUCUGCCGACCAUGCAAUUGGGGGGAUCUUUUCUACUGCUGGUGGGAGAGACCAGAGCAAACAUGAUGCAAACACUAAUCUGCAGCUGCCGCCUGAAGUGACAUCACUGGACAGCACCGGAUACAGCUCGCUAUCAGACGACACUUCCAGCGAUGAAGGACCAGAGCUACACUAUUCCCCAGCACAUCUCGAUGGCAAGAGGGAUGAUACCACUGCGUCAAAGGAUACACCCAGCCAAGCCAACGGAGCUUCCCAACCUCGCCAAAUAGAGGCGCCAAAUCACCUGAAGCCGACUCCCGCGAUAUUCAUUCAACCUGCCACACCAGGUAUGGAGGAGGUCGCGCACUCUAAAAGGCCAUCCUCUGAGGUACCCAAAGACGAAAGCACGCACGGAGUUAACUCGUAUUUCUCGGCAAAUGAUACAAGGCUUCAGGGCCGCGAAGAGGAAGAUGGUGACUCUGACUCUAAUUCGGGAAAUAGCGUCUAUAGUGAUGCCUAUGAAGAUCUCUCGGACAUGGAGGGCGAUGGUUUUGGCUCUAUUGAUGCGAUAGUCGAUAGAUCAGUACCAUCCGUGCCGGAGCCACAGCAGCCCAGCGUCACGCAUUCUCAGCCUCAAGAAAGAAACCAACGAGACGAAUUAAACGGUACAGCCGAAUCUUAUGCAGCGGCCAAUGUCACUCCAGAAACGCAGUCGCAACCUGCUCGUCCACACCAACCGGAAGGUACCGCUGAAGAAGGUGAAAAUGGCUGCCAGGCUUUAUCUACAGCUAAGACAGCUGGGAAGCCCUUAUUCGAAGAGAAGACGACAAGCCCACCCGCAGCCUCAUCUCAUCCAAGCCCAAACAUAUGCUCUUCUGGACAAUUCAACCGUCACUCACCCGCUCUUCGCCCAAUCCUAGAAUCCAAUGGUUCAAGUGAAAACAAACCUGUCAAAGCAAAGGGGAAAGCCGCUCCUGCAAUCCGUCCCCAGCGGACUAUGUCAAAUGCAAGCGACUCAUCCAGCAGUUUCAAACGGCCCAAGAGAUUCCGUUCAACGGGGCGCUAUACCCUACGACGAACCAUGAGGACGACCAGUGCUGAUCACAUGGAAGUGCUAUCGGACGGCGGUCUGCCUCCUACAAAGACAAUUGACCAUUCAUUAAACCGCCGACCGUUCUCCUCUAACGAUAGCCGUCCAACGAUGCGAACCACGCUGCGUCAGCCUCCAAGCACGGCCACUUCGAGAUUCUCUGUGUUAACCGGCCGAGGCAAAUCUACAAAGGCAAAUGGAUCAUCAGCAAAACAUCAGCCGUUUAAAUCAAGAUACGAAGAUUCUAGCGAUGAAGAAGGCGGGGCUAUCAAACUCAGGCCUGUCCGGGGUAUACCGAGGAGACGAAACGAAAUAGAAGGCGACUCGACCGACCUUGACGAUAGUUCCGAGGACGAGGCUACCAGACAUGUUCUACGACGGAAAAAGUCGAUUAAGGGUGACUCAAGGGCUAUUAAGGACCCCGCCGUUGCUGCUGCUGUAGCAAGGCUAAUGGCCCCGAGAGACAUUGAGCAAUCAGCUGCAAUCUCCGCCAUACCAGGCCCUGAACAACUUCCUGAGUUCAACAUCAAACACAGGAGUGGUUUUCUUGGGCGUCUUCACCUGCCAAAGAACAACAAGCUACGUAGAGAGUCAAUACUACGAAAGCCUGAUAUAACCCUCGAGCAACCAAGGCUGGGGCUGGAACAAGCCACCAUUGCUUCCCCGGGCCUACCAGAAGAAGACUACGCAAGAUCCACAUCUGUCAAUGGACACGUAUUGGAAAGUUCGCGAAGUGAUUGGCAGCCACUAUCACCCAAACUGCAGAAACGAGCAAGCAAGCUAAUUCAUCAGCCUGCUGGUGAUUCCUGGCCUCUUCGUUCAAACGGGCACACUGCAUUCUCUCUACCAUCGUCACCCAGUACGACCGAGAGAAGAAGGCCAACAGUGUUACCAAUACAGGAAAUCACUAAUGGCAAGGACUCAGACACUCGCCCUCGGACAGCAGAUAGUGUGGCAGCACAGAAUACAACACAACAUACAAAUACAGCUUCUGUACCGAACAGCCCAAUGAGUCCGGCUAGAACAGAAAGAUCUCUCUGGACAUCUCGGUUUCGGCCUUCUAGACGUGCCACAGAUGACAAUUCGACUGUAUCAGCGGUAUCAGAAGUGCACCUCUCAUCAUUGCGGAAUGAGAUUCCCCGACAUAAGAAAAAGGGCAGGUUUCCAAGGCUGAAAAAAGUUUUUGGAAUUUCCUAA
Molecule: messenger RNA, 3249 nt
Organism: Trichophyton benhamiae CBS 112371
Lineage: Eukaryota; Fungi; Ascomycota; Eurotiomycetes; Onygenales; Arthrodermataceae
Exons: 1
Coding region: 1-3249 (1082 amino acids)
Source: RefSeq, a predicted model, not a curated record